Tupaia belangeri chinensis (Chinese tree shrew) is the source of this 1831-nucleotide messenger RNA. RefSeq names its product tachykinin precursor 4 (gene TAC4). The coding region runs from base 105 to 455 and encodes 116 amino acids. Gene Ontology annotation, biological process: inflammatory response; positive regulation of cytosolic calcium ion concentration; tachykinin receptor signaling pathway. The transcript is spliced from 5 exons. The record is from RefSeq and is a predicted model, not a curated record. NCBI's taxonomy places the organism in Eukaryota, Metazoa, Chordata, Mammalia, Scandentia, Tupaiidae. Gene Ontology annotation, molecular function: substance P receptor binding.
GCUGAAAGGCCCAGCAUCCCCCACCUACUCAAGGAGCCAGCUGGAGGCAGGUGUCUUCAGACAGAGGGGCUCCCAGAGGGCCCAGGGACAGAGCACAGCUCACGAUGCGGCCCUGCCUCACCCUGCUUCUCCUGAUGGGGUUGUCUGUGUGCACCGCAGCAGGUGACAGUGGAGAGAAGCUGGCACUCAGCACUGACGCAGAGCCCUGGGUAACUGUGACCCUGGAGGAAGGCGCUGUCGCCAGUGUUCAGCUCCAGCUUCAGGGUGCAAAGAGGAGCAAGCCCAGCCAGUUCUUUGGGCUGAUGGGGAAGCAGAUAGAAGGAAUACCUCCGAUCCAGCCAGGAAGAACAGGGUAUCAGCAGGGACAACCAGCGCAGAGCUUCCUGGGCAGCAAAGGACCAUCCAUAGAAGAACUCUCCCCAGGCAGAGAAGAAGAGGACCGAGGUGCAGAGUGAGCGCCCCACCGCAAGCUUCCCAGAAAACGCAGCGCUCUGCUCCCUACCCGGAUGGCAGAGCUGCCCAGCCGCAGGCCACUCUUCUCCAGGUCUCUCCUGGUCUCAGCCCUGGCCUUUCACACCAGGUCCGCACUGAACACGCUGGGUUUCUUCCAGGCCUUGUGGUUCACACAACGAACUGUGUAUAAAUGCUGUCAUCACCCUCGAGAGCUGGUGUGGCUCUGGCCUCCCUCACACUCAGAGGUAUCAUCUCGCGGCACGGCAGGGGUUCAAUAAAUGAAUGACCAGUGAAUGGCUUAUUCUCUGGUGCAGGGCUGAGGGCAGGUACCGCGUGGGCUCUGCACCCUGCCCAGAGGCCCCACCUGUGUGUCAGCAAGAGGCCUUUUAUAGAAUGUGAAGAAAAAUACUAAACAGCACCGGUCCCACCCUUGGGUGGGAAAACGGGCUUGGGACACAAGGACAAUAGAUUAAAAAAAGGAAAAAGACGUUGCUUGCUAGGGUGUGGGGCGUGGGGCAUUUUGGAGUGGAAAGGAUUUGAAGGCAAGGGUCUUUUUUCCCUUUAGGCAUGCUUCUAAAAGAAGACGCCCUCUCCCUACUCCGUCAUGCUCUCAAGGGUUCAGACCUGUUUUAAAAUCUCCUGACUUGGGAGAACUGGGUCCGAAGUUAUUCACCAGUUCUCUUCUGUAAGGUGGCUUUGUGUUAGGGACAAUUAGUUGGUCACACUCACUCCUGAGCACUGGGAAAACUCCAGUGGAAGGAAUCAGCUCCCAACCCCAGAGAACCCUGUCUCAUGACUGUCCCUGCCCUGGUAGUUGACAGAUGGAAUCCUGGACCCCAGGAUGCUUAAAAAGAGGCGCAUCAGCCAGCACUUCUAACAGAAGAAAUUGGAUGAUGACCUUCUCGUACUGGCCACAGUUCAACAGCAAAAUAGGAUAAUCUGGACCUUGCUGAGGCCUUCAUGGCCCUGUGCUCAUCUCUCAGUCAGCACUCUGGGACUCCACGUACCAAAUGCUCUCCUCCCUCGGGGGCCUGCACCUAGGGUAUUUCCUGCCUGGACACUGCCCCCAUCCCUGAACCCUCCUCACUGGCUAGUCAUGUUUCAGAUCCCAGGAUGAAGCCGUUUUUCUGGUAAGACUUCCUGGUUCCCAGGCUCAGUGAAUUCCCUCAUGUUAUGCUAUCAGACCCUGUUCUUUCCCUCUGUGGAACUGAUCACAGUUAGAAGUGAAACGUAUUUAACACGUCUCCUCUGGAGAUUGUUAGUUUCUUCCCUUUUGUGCACUGCUGAAUAUCCAGUUCCCAGAGCCCAAUGGCACUGUUUGUUGAAUGAAUGAAUGUAUGUCAGGUAUUCUAUAAGACAAUUUGCCUUCACACUUUUU